This is a messenger RNA of Monopterus albus (swamp eel), 4161 nucleotides long. Its product is annotated as sodium bicarbonate cotransporter 3-like. The transcript has 26 exons. Lineage: Eukaryota; Metazoa; Chordata; Actinopteri; Synbranchiformes; Synbranchidae. Gene Ontology annotation, biological process: regulation of intracellular pH; monoatomic anion transport; bicarbonate transport. Gene Ontology annotation, molecular function: sodium:bicarbonate symporter activity; monoatomic anion transmembrane transporter activity; solute:inorganic anion antiporter activity. The coding region runs from base 317 to 3748 and encodes 1143 amino acids. Gene Ontology annotation, cellular component: plasma membrane; apical plasma membrane; basolateral plasma membrane. The record is from RefSeq and is a predicted model, not a curated record.
CGCUCAGUGAAGCAGCUCGCCUGGCUAUAAAUACGUGGCUCAUAGCUGGAGCUCAGCUGGCAGUACGGCAUCUGUAUUGAUUUACUGAACCUGAAUGACUUGCACAACCAUGUGCGACUGCUGAAAGGCAGUUAGUACGAGAGCUACACGCCCGGAGCUUCCAAAUUCCUCUCUUCCUUAAUUUCUUAAAUGGUUGGGAGUUCACUACCAAGAAGUUUUUCUUUUGCUUUGAACAUUGUCUAUUUUCACUGAGUGAUUUUCGGAAACUGAGGAGGGGAAGUUUGGCACAGUCGGCUGAGUUUUGGACACAGCAGCUAUGGGAGACUUCUGGGGAGAUGUUGCCAGCCAGAGGGUGGCCAGAGCAAUGUCAGUGGGGAACGAUGAGGAGGCGGUGCUGGACCGGGGGAAGACCAGCUCCACCCUCUAUACCAACUUUGAGAAAGAAGAACUGGAGGGUCACAGGGCGGUGUACAUUGGAGUUCAUGUUCCUCAUGGCCGACCGAGCCGGAGGCGACACCGUCACAGAGGACACAGGCAUCACCAGAAGAGGCGAGACCAGUCAGACCGGGAUGAUGGGCGAGAUUCGCCUGCAUAUGACACUCCAUCUCAGAGAGUCCAUUUCAUCCUCGGGACAGAGGACGACGACGAGGAGCACAUCCCCCAUGACCUGUUCACCGAGCUGGACGAGCUUGCCUUCAGAGACGGAGACAUCCAGGAGUGGAAGGAGACGGCCAGGUGGUUAAAGUUUGAGGAGGAUGUAGAAGAUGGUGGUGAGCGCUGGAGUAAACCAUAUGUGGCCACGUUGUCCCUGCACAGCCUAUUUGAGCUGCGGUCCUGCAUCCUGAACGGCACCGUGCUGCUCGACAUGAGGGCCAACACCAUUGAGGAGAUCGCAGACAUGGUGAUUGACAGCUUGUUGGCGUCGGGUCAGCUCGAGGAUGGCGUUCAGGAGAGGGUGAGGGAGGCCAUGUUGAGACGUCACCACCACCAGAACGAGAAGAAGCUGAGCAACAGAAUCCCGCUGGUCCGAUCAUUUGCAGAUAUAGGCAAGAAACACUCCGACCCCCAUUUACUGGAUCGUAACGGUCUGCUGGCAUCUCCUCAUUCAGUCCCUGGAAACCUUGACACCAACAAGAACAGCGAGAGCCGCAUUAAUGGUGGUAACGGAGACAGCAGGGAGAACAGCACCAUGGACUUCAGCAAGGACUGCGCCUGUGUUCGUCUGCUGCCAGUGGCCGGCAGACAGCCCGCUGUGAAUAUGAACUUCAUGAAGAAGAUUCCUCCUGGUGCUGAGGCCUCCAACGUACUGGUGGGUGAAGUCGACUUCUUGGAGCGACCAAUCAUUGCCUUUGUUCGUCUGUCCCCUGCUGUGCUGCUGACCGGCCUCACUGAGGUCCCAGUCCCCACCAGGUUUCUCUUCCUGCUGCUGGGUCCAUUUGGAAAAGGUCCACAGUACCACGAGAUUGGACGCUCCAUCGCCACACUGAUGACAGACGAGGUUUUCCACGAUGUCGCUUACAAGGCGAAAGACAGGAAUGACCUGGUGUCGGGGAUCGAUGAGUUCUUGGACCAGGUCACUGUUCUUCCUCCUGGUGAAUGGGAUCCCAGCAUCCGCAUCGAACCCCCAAAGAGCAUCCCGUCUCAGGAGAAGAGGAAGAUACCGUCCAUCCCUAAUGCCUCCCCCCCCAGCUCCGAGAUAGUGAGGGAGGCGCACCACACUGGACCAGAGCUGCAGAGGACGGGGAGGCUCUUCGGUGGUUUGGUGAACGACAUCCGGAGGAAAACUCCCUUCCUGUGGAGCGACAUCAGAGACGCCCUCAGUCUUCAGUGUUUGGCCUCCAUCCUCUUCCUCUACUGUGCCUGCAUGUCGCCUGUCAUCACAUUUGGAGGUCUGCUGGGAGAAGCUACAAAAGGAAACAUAAGUGCCAUAGAGAGUUUGUUCGGGGCCUCUCUAACGGGGGUGGCCUACUCCAUGUUUGCUGGCCAGCCUCUCACCAUCCUGGGAAGCACCGGUCCAGUCUUGGUCUUUGAGAAGAUCCUGUUCAAGUUCUGCAGUGAACACGGCCUGUGCUACCUGUCUCUGAGGACCAGUAUUGGACUCUGGACAGCCUUCCUCUGCCUGCUGCUGGUCGCUACUGACGCCAGCUCUUUGGUCUGCUACAUCACCCGCUUCACCGAGGAGGCAUUUGCCGCCCUGAUCUGCAUCAUUUUCAUCUACGAGGCUCUGGAGAAGCUGGUCCAUCUCGGGGAGCUCUACCCCAUCAACAUGCACAUGGAGCUGGACAACCUGACCUUCUACACGUGUCAGUGUUCUCCACCUGCCAAUGCCUCUGCUGAAGUCCAAAACAUUUGGAGCAACAAAAACAUAACCUCAGAAAACAUCCAGUGGGAGCAGCUGAGCGUGAAGGAGUGUCUGGAUUUACAUGGGGAGUUUUUCGGCUCGGCCUGCAGCCAUCACAGUCCCUACGUCCCCGACGUCCUCUUCUGGUCUGUCAUCCUCUUUUUCACCACCUUCUUCCUCUCCUCCUUCCUCAAACAGUUCAAGACCAAAAGCUAUUUCCCUACCAAGGUUCGAUCGACCAUCAGUGACUUUGCUGUGUUCCUGACUAUCAUGGUCAUGGUGCUGGUGGACUAUCUGGUGGGGGUUCCUUCACCCAAACUGCAUGUACCCGACAGCUUUAAGCCCACGUCAAACACUCGAGGGUGGCUGAUCUCCCCUCUGGGACCGAAUCCCUGGUGGACUCUGCUGGCUGCCACCAUCCCAGCUCUACUCUGCACCAUCCUCAUCUUUAUGGACCAGCAGAUCUCCACCGUCAUCAUCAACAGGAAGGAGAACAAGCUCAAGAAAGGCUGUGGCUACCACCUGGACUUGCUGGUAGUGGCCGUGAUGCUGGGCGUGUGCUCCAUCAUGGGCCUGCCGUGGUUCGUGGCGGCGACUGUGCUCUCCAUCUCACACGUCAACAGUCUGAAGCUGGAGUCAGAUUGUGCGGCGCCCGGCGAGCAGCCAAAGUUCCUGGGCAUCAGAGAGCAGAGAGUCACUGGCUUCAUGAUCUUUGUCCUGAUGGGCUGCUCCGUCUUUAUGACCUCCAUCCUCAAGUACAUCCCAAUGCCUGUCCUGUACGGAGUCUUCCUCUACAUGGGAGUGUCCUCGCUAAAAGGCAUUCAGCUGUUUGACCGGAUCAAACUGUUUGGCAUGCCGGCCAAACACCAGCCCGACCUGAUCUACCUGCGCUACGUCCCGCUGUGGAAGGUCCACGUCUUCACUGUGGUGCAGCUGUCCUGCCUCGUCGUCCUCUGGGCCAUCAAGGCCACGGCUGCUGCCGUUGUCUUCCCCAUGAUGGUUCUGAGUCUGGUCAUUGUCCGGAAGCUUCUGGACUUCUGCUUCACCAAGAGAGAACUGAGCUGGCUAGAUGACCUGAUACCAGAGAGCAAGAAGAAGAAUGAUGAUGACAAAAAGAAGGAGGAGGCAACUGAGAGCAUACUGGAGGAGCCCGAGGACAACCCGCCAUAUGAUGAAGGAAACAUCAUCAAGUUCCCAAUCAAAAGCCUGAAAGGGCGCUUGGACCCCUCUGAGGUGAACAUCUCUGAUGAAAUGGCCAAAAGCGGCAUUUGGAAAUCAGUUUCCAUGAACUCUGACAGCAACAAAGCCCUGAAACGCUGCACCAGCCAGGACAAGCUGCCAAGCAUCCACAUAAGUGUGGAGAAAGAGGACAGCCGGAGAGCUGUGGAUGCCGAGACAUUUCUAUGAUGCACUGCUGCUCUCUACCACCGGAUGACACUGCCGGGGGCCGAGGAGGCUGAGACUGCUCGUAUUGAUUGGAAGCUGAAGCCCUCAAUCUUCUCUGAACUGAGGCGAAAGGUCAGUGGAGGACCAAUCAGGCUUCACCUCGCCGUGCCAUACUUGUCAUCCUGCGUUUUCUUGGACGAAGGUUGUUUUAUUUUCUCAUCGUUUUAUGGUGAAACACGGAGACUCCUCUGGGAGCAAAUAUGGCCGCCACUACAGGAAAAAGCUUCCUCAGGUUUCUUUGGUGGUUUUUUUUUUACUCGGGCGGACUGCUGCUGUGCUGUGAUUGGCUGCUGAAGAAUCCAACACAAUCCCAGCUGCCAAAAGUGAUCUGAAAAACACCUGAAGUUUCAUUUUAUUGUUUUAAAUUUUCUUUU